AUGGUACAUCCCGGUAGAGCUCUUCCGGAUGCAAGAGAUGCAUGGAUGGGUCGGCCAGUCCGACCGACUCGACCCAGGGCGGUGAUGGGCGUUACGAUGGCAAAUCCCAGAGAGGAGCCUCCGGCAUUCUCCGAGCUGGAUGAGAGCCUCCGUGCUGCCCUGCGCUUCCUUGCGUAUGAGUGCACGGAUCCUGGUCCGGUUCCCGAGGGCCCAGCGCUCCUGCCACGGUCGGAGACGCUGCACCUUGAAGCAGCUCCUCUUGAUUCUGCGACGGCAGCUAUGGCGCAUGGCUUGCAGGAGUGCUUGGAAUCCGAGUCCACCACGCCACGGCUCACAGUGGUCUUGGAUCUGGACGAGACGCUUUCGCACUGCCGCCUGGAGCCCCUCGAGAGCCUCAGGCCAGACUUCUGCGUGCAGUUCGAGGAAUCUAAGGCAACCGGUUACGUCUACGUGCGGCCGCAUGCACGGCUCUUCUUGGAGGCUGCCGCACGGCUCUUCGAGGUGGUUGUGUUCACGGCUUCCUCGAAGUCUUACGCCGACCAGGUGCUGGACCAGCUAGAUCCCGGUCACCAGUGCAUCUCCACCCGCCUCUACAGGCCGCACUGCGUGGAGCGCUCGGGGGCCUUCCUGAAGGAUCUCCGGCGGAUGGGCCGGCGGAUGGAUCGGUGUUUGCUUGUGGACAACUCCCCCGUCUCCCUGGCGCUCUGCCCGGACAACGCCAUCGUCUGCUCCAGCUGGACGGCCGAGGACCCCCUUGACGAGGAGCUCCUGGAGCUGCUGCUGCUUCUGCAAACAUGCGACCUGGAGGUGUCGGUCCCCAAGUUCCUGGGCCGACGCUACGGCCUGCGAGCCUUGGUGGAGCUGCUGCGUCGCCGCCCCGAUCUGCUGGAGUGA
Symbiodinium sp. CCMP2592 is the source of this 894-nucleotide messenger RNA. The record is from the annotation of a GenBank genome assembly. NCBI's taxonomy places the organism in Eukaryota, Dinophyceae, Suessiales, Symbiodiniaceae.